This is a messenger RNA of Ceratitis capitata (Mediterranean fruit fly), 1771 nucleotides long. Its product is annotated as proteoglycan 4. The coding region runs from base 190 to 1692 and encodes 500 amino acids. The record is from RefSeq and is a predicted model, not a curated record. Lineage: Eukaryota; Metazoa; Arthropoda; Insecta; Diptera; Tephritidae. Gene Ontology annotation, molecular function: chitin binding. Gene Ontology annotation, cellular component: extracellular region. The transcript has a single exon.
UGCAGCUCUUUUAAUGGAAAUGCCAAUUUUAUCAGUUAAUUAAAAAAAUAUUCAAAACAAAAAAUCUAAUUUAUCAACUAAAAUGCUUAUAAAACCAACCGCCCCAUAGACGAUGCAGUUAUUUACUCUAAUUCAGUUUGAAGAGACGAUUGAAAACGAAUAACUGUUGUAAAAGUGAGCAAAAUCGAAAUGAAGUUGCUGUUUCUGGGAAUAUUUUUGGCACUUAGUGCAGUCAAUGCAGGACCUCUGACCAAUCCUUGUAAGGAAGUUGGUUUACACGCACUCACUGAUAAUUCAGCAGAAUUUUACGCCUGCGAGCUCAAUGAAGAGGGCGAUUUUGAAAUUAAAUAUUUCAAAUGUGACAAUGAACAAGUUUUCAACCGUUACGCCGGCUCGUGUAUUCAGACAAGGGCUUUCGAUAUCGAAGCAAGAGCUACCAGCUCAGGUGGCAAUGACGAUGAAGAAAAUCCUACAAUUCCAACAACUGAGGCAACUGAUACAACUUCUACAACGAAAAGUGAUAUUGUGAGUCCUACCGUUCCGACUAGUAAGCCCACCGGCAGCACGGAUAGUGGCGACGAUACCACUGAGAACCAAGAAACAACGGUUGAUCCUGCAAGUACAGAAGAGCCCGGAACCACGGUUGAUCCUGCAACUACAGAAGAGCCCGGAACAACGGCUGAUGCUGAAACUACAGAAGAACCCGAAACAACGGCUGAACCUGUUACCACAAAAGAGCCAGAAACAACUGCUGAUGCUGAAACUACAGAAGAUCCCGAAACUACGGCUGAACCUGUCACCACAAAAGAACCAGAAACGACGGCUGAUGCUGAAACUACAGAAGAGCCCGAAACAACAGCUGAACCCGUCACCACAAAAGAACCAGAAACAACAGCUGAUGCUGAAACUACAGAAGAACCCGGAACAACGGCUGAACCUGUCACCACAAAAGAGCCAGAAACAACGGCUGAUGCUGAAACUACAGAAGAGCCAGAAACAACGGCUGAGCCUGUUACCACAAAAGAGCCAGAAACAACUGCUGAUGCUGAAACUACAGAAGAGCCCGAAACAACGGCUGAACCUGUAACCACAGAAGAGCCAGAAACAACGACUGAUGCUGAAACUACAGAAGAGCCCGAAACAACGGCUGAACCUGUGACCACAAAAGAGCCAGAAACGACGGCUGAUGCUGAAACUACAGAAGAGCCCGAAACAACAGCUGAACCCGUCACCACAAAAGAACCAGAAACAACGACUGAUGCUGAAACUACAGAAGAGCCCGACACCACGGCUGAACCUGCAACCACAGAAGAGCCAGAAACAACGACAGAUGCUGAAACUACAGAAAUAACAGAAACAACGACUGAUGCUACUUCAACAGAAACAGAAACAACCGAUACGCCAUCAAAUUCGACAACUGACACAACAGAAUCAACGGUUGAGCCUGCUACAUCGGAUAGUACAGAAUCAACAUCUACUGUUGAGCCGACUUCAACCACUGAAGAGCCAUUCGAUUGUCCUGAUACGGGUUUCUUCCCACUAACAAACUCUUGCAACAAAUUCGCUUACUGCGCCAGUGUUAAUAAUAGUAUAGUAUACGUAUUGACGACCUGCCCCGAGGGUCAGCAAUUCAAUUACUGUAAUAAUUACUGCGAUAAAAAUUUCGAUUGCAACGCUGAUGUGGAUUGCUAAGCAUCUCGAUGGAAACGCUGGUUGAAGUCAGUCAAAAAAGACUUUAGUUCUUUUCACUAUAAAGUUGUGGUUCGUGUAA